Molecule: messenger RNA, 1508 nt
Organism: Triticum dicoccoides
Lineage: Eukaryota; Viridiplantae; Streptophyta; Magnoliopsida; Poales; Poaceae
Exons: 2
Coding region: 1-1227 (408 amino acids)
Molecular function (GO): protein binding
Source: RefSeq, a predicted model, not a curated record
AUGUACGCCGGCAGUCCACUCUGCGAGUCAGCGAGCGCGCACACACACUCGCACUCGAUCGGCUCUCCACUUUUCCCCACCCGAAACCCUCGCGUCCGCCGCCGCACCAUGCCGCCGCCGCCGCCGGUGCUGCUGGACGAGCUCAUCGAGGAGGUGCUCCUCCGGAUCCCCCCCGACGAGCCCGCCUGCCUCUUCCGCGCCUCCGCCGUCUGCAAGCCCUGGCGCCGCAUCCUCGCCGGCCGGCGCUUUCGCCGCCGCUACCGCGAGUUCCACGGAACACCUCCCAUCCUGGGACUCUUCCAUCAGCGGGUCCGCUUCGUCCCCACCUCCGCCCUCCUCCCCGCCCAUUCCGGCCUCCCCGACUGGUUUGCCAUGGACUGCCGCCACGGCCGCGCCCUCUUCGCCCACAUCGGCGACGACGAGAAGACCCUUGACCUCAUCGUAUUGGACCCUGUGACGGGUCACCAGCGCCGCGUGCCCUGGCCCCAUGACGACUGGGCCAAGUGCAGUGCGGCGGUGCUCUGCGCCGCACAAGGCUGCCACCACCACAGUUGCCAAGACGGCCAUUUCUUUGUGGCCUUCGUCGUGACCAAGAAGAAAAAAGUCUCAUUGGGCUGGCUCUACUCAUCCGAGACGCGCAUGUGGAGCAACCUCAAUUCUCUUCAUCACUCCAAUGUCAAAUUUACCAAUGACUUUGGUGAGUCUAGCGUCCUUUUGGGCGAUGCUCUCUACUUUAACGGUGGUCGCAUCAUGGAGUGCCAACUUGGUACACUCCGCCUGUCAUCGUUCGAGAAGCCGAUCGAUCGUUAUGGGAUUCUCAUGAUAGCGGAGGACGGUGGGCUGGGAUUCGCUGCUGUGGUGGAUGUUACAAAUCUAACCCUUUGGUCGAGGGAGGCCGGACCCGAGGGAGCCAUGGGAUGGACACCACUCAGGGUGAUUGAUCUGAAGAUGCUACUCCCUGAUGUCGACCUCUCCAUCAAAAGUUUCGAAACAACUGAAUAUAUCCCAACAUUUGGAGGUGCGGUUUAUGAGUUUCCCUGUCCACGGGUGAGUGGCUUCGCGGAGGGCACACAUGUCAUUUUUGUUACCACAAGUGUUGGUUCCUACAUGGUCGAUCUCAAGACUGGGCGAGCCAGCAAGGUGUCUGAUCCUGGCAGACUAUUCUUUCCCUUCAUGAGCUUCUACAUCCCAGCAAUGGAAGCAGCUUCUACGGGCGAAGGGCAAUGAGUUGGUGUUUCAAGUGCUUGGCAAGAAGUUGCUGGAUCAACGAGGUGGUAAUGGUGAUGUUAGAUAUGGAUAGAUGGCACAAAGUGUGGCUUUGGAUCUGUAAGGUUGCUGUUGGUGUUGAUCUUAGUUCAUGGAACUUUCUUUAAUAGGUUGUUCCUUCUGCCUUCUGUACUUGCAGUUUGGAGGAACUUUAUGUAACAAGUUACUGCUUGCGCACUUAAUUUCUAAGCAGGCUCUAGCUUGAUCAGGAGAAACACCAGGUCUUCAAGAUCUUUUUUUCC